GAAACAUUGCUGUUUUACCUGGUGUCCUACACAUUGGCAAACAUACAUUUGUAAGGAACAUGGACUUACACAUUACCUAGCAGGAUGCCCUCUCCCAACAACACCCAGUUCCACCCCUCCUCCUUCUUGUUGCUGGGCAUUCCAGGACUUGAAACACUCCAUAUCUGGAUUGGUUUUCCCUUUUUUGCUGUGUACCUGAUUGCACUCACAGGGAACCUCACUAUUAUGUUUGUCAUCCAGACUGAGAGCAGCCUACACCAGCCUAUGUUCUACUUCCUGGCCAUGUUAGCUACCAUUGACUUGGGUCUCUCCACAGCCACCAUUCCUAAGAUGCUUGGGAUCUUCUGGUUUGGUCUUAGGGAGAUAAUCUUUGAUGCCUGCCUCACCCAGAUGUUUUUCAUCCACAUCUUCACUUGCAUGGAGUCAGCAGUCCUCUUGGCAAUGGCUUAUGACCGUUAUGUGGCCAUCUGCAACCCACUCCGGUACAGCACCAUCCUCACCAACAAGGUUGUUUCUGUGAUUGGUCUUGGUGUGUUAGUGAGGUCAUUUUUUUCUGUUAUUCCAUUUGUAUUUCUCAUUUUGCGAUUGCCCUUCUGUGGGAAUCAAGUCAUUCCUCAUACCUACUGUGAACACAUGGGUCUUGCUCGUCUGUCUUGUGCCAGCAUCAAGGUCAAUAUCAUCUAUGGCUUGGGUGCUAUUUCAAUCCUAGUUUUUGAUAUUAUAGCCAUUGCCCUUUCUUAUGUUCAGAUACUCUGUGCUGUUUUCCGUUUCCCUUCCCGUGAAGCCCGACUCAAGUCUCUCAGCACAUGUGGUUCACAUGUUUGUGUAAUUCUCGCCUUCUAUACACCAGCCCUCUUUUCCUUCAUGACGCAUCGCUUUGGCCGAAAUGUCCCCCGCUAUAUCCACAUACUUCUGGCAAAUCUUUAUGUUAUAGUGCCACCAGUGCUGAACCCUGUCAUAUAUGGAGUCAGAACUAAGCAGAUCUAUGACCAUGUGAAGAAAAUAUUAUUUAAAAAAUGAAGUUAAAAAAGAAUAGCACCUAAUAUGUAUGAGAUGGAAAUUUUAAACAGAAAAAUACCUUGUUAUAUUAAAUUAAGUAAAUUUAAAUGUGCUUGACAUAAAUGUUUAUUUACUUUGGCUCCCUUCAUUAAGCAUACCAAUGAGUUCAGAGAAUGAAAAUUUCAGCUUUGUUAUCCAAUUUGUAUGACAAACUAUGACUUACAAGUUUUUCCAUGUGAUUUUUAUUAUCAUUUUCAGUACAUAUAAAGUAGGAUUUAUAGAAUGUGCCACAUUUUUUGUGUGCAUUAGCUACCUUAUAUUAUUAUUAUUUUUAUGGAUGUUUUAAAUGAUUCCCACUCCUUUUUUGUUUCCAAGCCUCUCUGUAAUUGUUUCCUUCACCCUUUCAUCCUUCAUUAUUGUUUUCCUUUUCUUUUCUUCUCUAUCAUCAGAAAACAAUCUUCUUUUGUUUCAAUGACUGUAUUAUAAUAUCCUGUGAUUUCAUCAUAAAUAUUGUAAACAUACAAACUUGUGUCAUAGAUUAAGUAUUGAUUUUGUAUAUCAAAAGAAGGUGACAAGCUACAAACAGAUCCAUUAUAAAUUUUUGUAUAGAGUCUGUUGCAAAUACAUUUAUGUUUUCCUAACCAAACUAUGGUGCAAACAUAAAUAAAGGAACCACUUACAAUCUAGAGAGUUUUCUUACUUUCAUUUGUUCUGCUUUCUAACUUAUUUUUAGGGUCAUUUUGUAGUUGUUUCCUUUGUUGUUUUUCUUCAUAAGAUUUCAUCAGUUAAAGAAAACUUCAGUUUAGUGCUAGUUCUGUCUUUAAUGUAUAAGUUUCAAAGAUCAUGAAUUUUUUAAUUUAAUAAUAUAGUUAUAGUUUUAUUUUAAAGAUAAGGCAUGAUGGCUUAAUUAUGUAAUUGCUUCUAGAGCAUUACAGUAUAAUGUCAUGCAUGUUGGUAACAGUAGAUACAAAAGAAUUAUUAGCCAUUAGUAUUAUCAGCAUAAUUAUUUUUAUUAUUCUGUUUUGUUUUUUUAUUGUUACCUUUGACAACAA
This is a messenger RNA of Phyllostomus discolor (pale spear-nosed bat), 2051 nucleotides long. RefSeq names its product olfactory receptor 52E2-like. Gene Ontology annotation, cellular component: membrane. The record is from RefSeq and is a predicted model, not a curated record. Gene Ontology annotation, biological process: G protein-coupled receptor signaling pathway. NCBI's taxonomy places the organism in Eukaryota, Metazoa, Chordata, Mammalia, Chiroptera, Phyllostomidae. The transcript has a single exon. Bases 85 to 1020 code for a protein of 311 amino acids. Gene Ontology annotation, molecular function: olfactory receptor activity; G protein-coupled receptor activity.